Messenger RNA from Xiphophorus couchianus (Monterrey platyfish), 1731 nucleotides. RefSeq names its product selection and upkeep of intraepithelial T-cells protein 1-like. Gene Ontology annotation, cellular component: external side of plasma membrane. The record is from RefSeq and is a predicted model, not a curated record. Gene Ontology annotation, molecular function: signaling receptor binding. Bases 80 to 724 code for a protein of 214 amino acids. Gene Ontology annotation, biological process: T cell receptor signaling pathway; regulation of cytokine production. NCBI's taxonomy places the organism in Eukaryota, Metazoa, Chordata, Actinopteri, Cyprinodontiformes, Poeciliidae. The transcript is spliced from 5 exons.
AGUUGCUGGGAAACCACAGUUAUGAGUUUUCUAACUCUCAGCUUCCUCUAGUCUCGCCUGAACAUGCUCCUGGUCGCUGAUGUUUUCAUCGUGGAUUUUUACCUUCUGCUUUUACUGGACUUUGGUUCGCGGUGGCCUCCAUCUGAUUGGUUCGUCUCAGCCAAUCGUAGCUGCUCCUGGAGAUGACGUCGUCCUCCCGUGUCGGGUGGAUCCUGAGUGGGAGGCCGUGGGGAAGACGGUGGAGUGGUCCCGACCGGACCUGAGGCCGUCCGGCCCUCAGAAGCGUGUGGAGUACGUGUUCGUGUACCGCUUCAGGAAGACGGACCGAGACAUGAUGAUGGACACGUACAUCCAGAGGACGUCUCUGUCCCAGGACGGCCUGAGGCGAGGAGACGUGUCUCUGACCAUCAGGAACGUCAGCCUGCAGGACCACGGCAGGUUCCGAUGUUUCAUCCCACGCCUCAGGAUAGAAGCACAACUUCUGCUUGUUGUUGAUCCAAACUUUGUUUCAACAACGACAACAGAGUCGGUUCAUCCCAGAAACCUCAUCAGUCCGACGCCACAGGAGGAAACCGUGACGAACGGUCAUUUUACCAGAUUCCAUCUUUGCCUAAUUGUUUUUUCAUUCGUCAUCAUUUGUCUGGGUCCGGUUUCCUUUUGCGUCGCAAGGAAAUCCAAACAAAUACAGGAAGUCAAAUUUGGACCAGUCUCCAUGGAGACAUGAGGGAAUUUGACAGAAGUGAAAUUUGACUCAGAAGUCAAAUUUCAUAAUAUAUUUUUAUGGAGAGAAUAUAUUACUUUCAUGGAGAAUAUAUUGAAAGUAAUAUAUUUUUUACGCAUUUUUUUAGACUGUCACUACGUGUUAUGAGACAUGUAAUCUGUAAAAAAGAAAAAAGCUCCUCUGCUUUCUCCCAGUGAUAACUUGAAACAACAAUCAUUGCCAGGAGGCGGGUCUUAGCGCUGUCAAUCACCCUCCUUGCUUUCUGAGUUGAGAACUAAACAUUUUGUUUUAAUAUUAACUAAUUUUAUUAUUUCGCAAGUAAAGGCCUCAGUACUUCCUGUCUGCUGGUCAGAAGGUUGGUCGCUCUGUCACAAGUCGGCCAUGUGUUGAUGCUGAUGGCAGGAACUUCCUUCCUCCAGAGGUCAGCAGGUCAGGACUGCAAGUCGCCUCAUCAUCACUGCGUCUCCAUCUGGAGCUGUUCUGCCUGGAGACGAACUUAUAAUAAUGUUUAGUCAAUAUGACUGCGCAUGUUGUACAUUUCAGGUUUCUGUUAUUAUUUACUCCAAGAAACAGUGAACUAAUUUAUUUUAUUAUUGUUUUUAGUUGCUCUGGUUCCGUUUUCAGUUAAAUUUAUUCUGGGAAUUAGUUUUUCUUUUCUCUGUUUCAUCAGCAAAUAUUUAAGUAGUUUGACUCUAGAUGGAAACAUUUCAUUCAGAUUUAAAGCUGAACUCUUUAUUCUGUGGUUUGUUCUUAUUGUUGCUCUUCGUUCAGUUGAAGGCUUUUCAUCGCUCAAACCUUCUGAUCAACACACUGAUCGGUUCUGCAGAGGAACCGGUUCUGUUCACAGACCAGAACCUGAACCUACUUUAGCUUCUUGGAUUCGGAUCAGGAACAAAGUUUGACAUUUGAUUGUUGCAAUUGUUCAAAACUGAAUGAGUGAAAUGUUUACCAAGUAUCACUGUGAUCCGUUUUUUUUUUUUGUUAACGUUUUUCCAGGCCUAAGGCUGCGU